AUGCCUGCGCGAAAGGGCUUGCUCGCACCGCAAAACACCUUCCUGGAUACCAUCGCAACCAGGUUUGAUGGAACUCACAGCAACUUCGUGCUGGGCAAUGCACAGGUGCCGGCGCUGUUUCCCAUCGUGUACUGCUCAGACGGUUUCUGCGAGCUGACGGGCUACCCGAGGGCCCAGAUCAUGCAGAAGGGAUGCGCGUGUGCCUUCCUCUACGGCUCCGACACCAAGGAGGACGCCAUCCGCGAGAUCGACGACGCCCUCGAGAACAAGACCGAGCUCAAGCUCGAGCUCAUCUUCUACAAGAAGAACGGCAGCCCUUUCUGGUGCCUUCUGGACAUCGUGCCCAUCAAAAACGAGAAGCAUGAAGUCGUCCUGUUCCUCGCCUCGCACAAGGAUAUCACCAAAUCCAAGAUGGCCGAGAUUGAGACGGACGACGCGGACGAGACGGCGGAACUCGACGCCAACGGGAACGUGGACUUCGAAGGCUGCGCGCCCAGCAACAACUACCAGAGGCGUCGGAGUCGAGCCGUCCUCUACCAGCUGUCCGGGCACUACCGGCACGAGAAGAAGAUGUCCAAGCUCAAAAUCAACAACAACCUCCUCCAUUCGACGGCCUUGCCCGAGUACAAGACGGCGGCCAUCAAGAAGUCCCGCUUCAUCCUGUCCCACUACGGAGCCUUCAAGACGUGCUGGGACUGGCUCAUCCUCGUCGCCACCGUCUACGUGGCCGUCGUCGUGCCUUACAGCGCCUGCUUCGGGGAAAUGCAGGUGGACGGCAACAGGACAAUCAUCUCGGACGUCAUCGUCGAGGCCAUGUUCAUCAUCGACAUUGGCCUGAACUUCCGCACGACGUACGUGAACAAGAAGGGCGAGGUGGUGGCCAAGCCCAAGUCGGUGGCCCUCAACUACCUGCGGGGGUGGUUUAUCGUGGACCUCCUCGCCGCACUGCCCUUCGACCUGCUCAACGCGGCCGGACUCUACAGCCGAGACAACCAGAUGUACCUGCACCUGUUGAAGCUGACCCGGCUACUGCGGCUGGCGCGGCUCCUGCAGAAGAUGGACCGCUACUCGCAGUACAGCGUGGUCGUGCUCACGCUGCUCAUGCUCAUGUUCACGCUCGUCUCCCACUGGCUCGCAUGCAUCUGGUUCGUCAUCGCCGUCCAGGAGAUGGAGAGCUUCCCGCAGAACAACAUCAGCUGGCUGAGCCAGCUGUCCAUGAAGCUGGAGUACGACGUCCUGCGGCCCUUGGACAUGGCGGCCACCUACAUUACGGCACUCUACUUCACCACCAGCUCGCUCACGAGCGUGGGCUUCGGCAACGUGGCCGCCAACACAAACGCCGAAAAAGUCUUUUCCAUUCUCACCAUGCUCAUUGGAGCCCUGAUGCACGCUGUGGUGUUCGGCAACGUGACGGCCAUCAUCCAGCGGAUGUACGCGCGGCGGUCCCUGUACCAGACCAAGCUGCGGGACCUGAAGGACUUCUUCCGGCUCCAUCAGCUCCCCAAGCAGCUCCGCCAGCGCAUGAUGGACUUCUUCCAGACCACCUGGUCGCUCAACAACGGCAUAGACCCAAACGACGUGCUCCGCGAGUUCCCGGACGAACUGCUGGGCGACGUGUCCAUGCACUUGCACAAGGAGAUCCUGUCGCUGCCCAUCUUCGAGCCGGCGCCGCAGGGCUGCCUCAAACUACUCUCGCGCCACGUGCGCAGCAACUUCUGCGCACCGGGGGAGUACCUGGUGCACAAGGGCGACGCCCUGUCCUACAUCCACCUCGUCUGCAACGGCUCCAUGGAGGUGCUCCAGGAGAGCAUGGUCGUCGCCAUCCUCGGCAAGGGCGACCUGGUGGGCAGCGACAUCUCACUAACGUCCGGCGCCGAGACCGUGAUGAGGUCGAGCAGUGACGUGAAGGCCCUGACGUACUGCGACCUCAAGUGCCUUUUCAUCCCGGGUCUCCUCGAAGUGCUCAAGCUGUACCCGGAGUUCGCCGAGAGCUUCUGUCACGACAUUGUCCACGACCUCACCUACAACCUCAGGGAGGGAUACGAGAACGAGGCGGAGGAAACGAACGGCGUCUGUUCUCUCACCUUGCCGUCCAUCUCGGAAGACGACGAGGAGACGGACAGCAACGAGACGGCGCCCGGGUCGCCGGUCUCCAACACGCAGGACGCCGCCGGAGGCAAGCCUGCCAAGGACGAGCCCUGGGAAGCAGGCGGCGCCGCCAAGGCGUCCGCGGCGGCCGCGCAGCCGCUGCUCACACCCGCGGCAGCCACGGUUCGAACCACGGAGACCGUGUUCCCGCCGCGGAGAACUUCGGUUCUGGGUUCGCCGUUCCGGACGCCCGGCUCCAUCGCCAUGGACAAGCUGCGGCCCGUGGCGACGCUACCGCACCUCGGCCGGUCCGUGGAGCUGUUCGAGAUCCGCGACGAGAUGGAACAACUCCGCGGAAGCGUGGACCGCCUCGACGUCCAACUCAAGAGCGUGUCCCAAGACGUCAGCGGGCUGGCGCAAGAGCUCCGCGCCAGCGCCCGCCUGCUGCAGCAACUCUGCAACGGCGGCCAGCAGCCAGCGUCCCCGCCGCCACCCCCGAUUCCCCUACUACCCCAGCCGCACCCGUUCGGCCCUCCGCGAAGGGUCUCCCACCAGGGUUCCCAGACGGACUGCAGCCUGCUCGAGGAGAUGCUGGCCAAAAUGGCCGACUCGGGCUCCCCCCCGCCCAACUCGGGCUACUCGUCGGGCUCUUCCAACGAGGAACGGGUCAAGUUUGUCAUCGGGCACCCGUCGCCGCGACGCUGCAUCGCGUCGUCGUCGGACGACAGCGCCCUGCUCAGCGUCUCCAGGGACCACCUGGUGCCGUCGGCCACGCUGUCCCCGCGCUCCUGGCAAGUUUCGGCCGAGUUCACGGAAGUGCCCGCGUCUCCCGGAAGAUCCGAUCACGUGGUGGAUGUCGAGGACAACCUACGCCGACGACUCUCCACGGAACUAUAG
This is a messenger RNA of Ixodes scapularis (black-legged tick), 2985 nucleotides long. It is a transcript of the gene Elk, whose product is annotated as potassium voltage-gated channel subfamily H member 8. The transcript is spliced from 14 exons. Gene Ontology annotation, molecular function: voltage-gated potassium channel activity. The coding region runs from base 1 to 2985 and encodes 994 amino acids. Gene Ontology annotation, biological process: potassium ion transmembrane transport; regulation of membrane potential. Gene Ontology annotation, cellular component: membrane. Lineage: Eukaryota; Metazoa; Arthropoda; Arachnida; Ixodida; Ixodidae. The record is from RefSeq and is a predicted model, not a curated record.